This is a messenger RNA of Anopheles funestus (African malaria mosquito), 1265 nucleotides long. It is a transcript of the gene tex, whose product is annotated as THO complex subunit 3. The coding region runs from base 138 to 1106 and encodes 322 amino acids. The transcript has 2 exons. Lineage: Eukaryota; Metazoa; Arthropoda; Insecta; Diptera; Culicidae. Gene Ontology annotation, molecular function: protein binding. Gene Ontology annotation, biological process: mRNA export from nucleus. Gene Ontology annotation, cellular component: THO complex part of transcription export complex. The record is from RefSeq and is a predicted model, not a curated record.
UGCUUGGGUUGCUGGGUUGUAAACCACUGACAUUACGGAAAGCUUUUCAUAGACAUAAACAAAUCGAACCACCGCACAAGCCGCCGAAAACAAAAGUUGUGUCUAUUGAAAAUAGUAAAAAAAAUCCAAAAAUUGCAAUGGUCAGUAGUAAAACACAGCUUGCAGAGCUGCAGGAAUAUUUCAAAGGACACAACAAAAGCAGAGAAGCAUCGAAGGCACAUACGGCAAAGGUGCAUUCGGUUGGUUGGAACUGCGAUGGACGUCGCUUGGCUUCCGGCUCGUUCGACAAAACGGUGGCCGUGUUUACGCUUGAUCGCGAUCGUUUGAACAAGGAAAGCACCUACCGCGGCCAUACCGGCUCGGUUGAUCAGCUGUGUUGGCAUGCAUCGAUGCCGGAUUUGCUAAGCACAGCUAGCGGAGAUAAAACCGUACGAAUAUGGGACGUACGGGUGGGAAAAUGUGCCACCUUCAUAAAUACGAAAGGCGAAAAUAUUAACAUAACUUGGUCACCGGAUGGACACACGAUAGCGGUCGGCAAUAAGGAGGAUUUGGUCACGUUCAUCGAUACGCGUACGCACAAGAUCCGUGCCGAGGAACAGUUUAGCUUCGAGGUGAAUGAAAUUGCCUGGAGCAAUGGUAGUGAUUUGUUUUUCCUGACCAACGGACAGGGUUGUGUGCACAUCCUGAACUACCCGAACCUGGAGCUCCAGCAAGUGCUGAAAGCGCACCCUAGCACCUGCAUCUGUAUCGAGUUCGAUCCGACGGGAAAAUAUUUUGCCACUGGUUCUGCCGAUGCACUGGUUUCGCUGUGGGAUGCCGAAGAGUUGGCCUGUUUGAGGGUGUUUUCCAGGCUCGAUUGGCCGGUGCGUACGAUUUCCUUCAGCCACGAUGGUAAACUGUUGGCUUCGGCGAGUGAAGAUUUGAUAAUCGACAUAGGUGACACGGAAACGGGAGAGAAGGUGGCGGACAUUUCGGUCGAUGCGGCCACGUUCACCGUUGCCUGGCACCCGAAGCAAUACAUUUUAGCGUACGCCUGCGACGACAAGGAUACGAACGAUCGGCGAAGGGAUGCCGGUAGUUUGAAAGUGUGGGGAUUUUCAGAGUAAGUUAGUAGUAGAAGUGAGAAAAUAUACACCUGUAUCAUCAUAAACUGCUCGUAGUGAUUAAAUUUGUCGGUAAAGUAAUGUGAGUCACAACCGCUUAUCGAUUUUUGUCCUAUUGUGUUCAUUUGUUUAAUUAAACUAUACCUUAACAGUCAUUAGAAA